Messenger RNA from Vitis riparia (riverbank grape), 1545 nucleotides. RefSeq lists its product as uncharacterized. The record is from RefSeq and is a predicted model, not a curated record. Bases 1 to 1227 code for a protein of 408 amino acids. Lineage: Eukaryota; Viridiplantae; Streptophyta; Magnoliopsida; Vitales; Vitaceae. Gene Ontology annotation, molecular function: nucleic acid binding. The transcript has 7 exons.
AUGUCUCUUAAGGGAAUCGUGGACAAUCUGCACAAAGGUGAGACAACCAUUACGAAGUAUAUGCAGCUCAUUAAAAUGUGCAAUGAUGAGCUUCUUCUCAUGAAUGCCGCUUACGAUAUUGACAAGCUCACUCUCAAAAUUCUUUGUGGUCUUAGUGACGAAUAUUCUUCUCUUGCUUUCACAGUCAAAGCUAGAGAAACCCUUGUUUUCUUCGAUAAACUUCAUGAGAAGCUUAUCACCUACGAAGCCCAGUUGAAACAAGACCAAGAUAAGAAAUUAUUGACUCCAACCUCUGCUUAUUUGGCCACCAAGAAUCCCAACACUUCCUCACAUCAUAAUUAUAAGGCCAAUUCUUAUCGUUGUAACUUUUCCUCCAAAACCGUCACCUUCCUGCUAGCCCUCACCAAACUCACCCACCUACCUCCCAAACCUUACCAGGGUUUUUGUCAGCUUUGUGCAUUUUACCACUCUGUUCACUUCUUCAAGAGUUCUAAGAAACCCCAGCCUAAACCAAAGGCAGCUUCAUUCAGCAGAGUGUUUGGGUCGGCAGAAAAGCCCCAAAUGUGGAAGAUGAAUCCCAUCGCAAACGCAAACAGGUGGAACCGCCUUCUCCAAACUGCAAAGCCAAGUCAAGGCCUGCCUUUGCUCAUUCGAUCUUUCUCCACUGAAGCAGAAGCACCUCAGGUCUCUUCUUCCGAUCCAUUUCUCCAACCCCCAUCCACAGGUUUGGUCUAUGGGAGAUUGUCUGGGAUUACAAAACACACAUUGAGGACUGAUAUUCUCAACUUGCUUGAAGGAUGUAAUUUGACUCUCCAGGACGUUAAAGUUGACUACAAUCGCAGCUAUUUUCCAGUUGGAAUGAUGGUGCAAUUCCCUUCUCGGUAUGCCUUUGAUCAUGCUAUUAAGGUGAUUAAUAAGAAGGGUCGCUUGUACAAAUUGGACAGGGCUGAUCGUUCCCAGUGGGAUCCUCUUAGAACCUACGAUGGUAAAACUGUACUACUACAAGGACUUCCUCGUAAUGCACUUCCAGAAGAUGUAGAACGCUUCUUGGCUGGUUGCGAAUUUAAUUCAUCUAACAUCCAAUUAACCACCAGGCAGGCAUUCCCAGACCCCAUUCGGAUGGCACUAGUACACUUUCCUUCACAGUCCCAGGCAAUGAAUGCUUUUAUUACGAAGAACAGAGGUUUCUGUCUCAAUAAUCAAAUCUUGGUUCGAGUUCUUCAUUAACAUUUUUUUAAAUCUCCCCCAGUUCCCUUCUUUGAGCAAUGCUUGGUUAUAUAAAAAGGGGUUGGGAAGGAAAGACUACUUAAAAGUCCCCUGAUUCUGUACCUCAACACAGCAUCUUUGGAACCCUUCUGUAAGAGGCAUUUAGGAAUCCAAUGUUUUAGUUUUAAAGCAUGUGACUUUUUUUUUUUUUUUUUUUUGGUUUAAUUUUUAAGCAUUGAGAGAUAAAGAUCUUUACUCUCGACCCUAUAAUGUUGAAAAACUGAUUGCUAAAUGCAAAUUGUUUUAAAAUGUAGAAGACCUACCUGUGGAAUUUGGUUG